Mya arenaria is the source of this 4155-nucleotide messenger RNA. RefSeq names its product solute carrier family 2, facilitated glucose transporter member 8-like. The coding region runs from base 320 to 1705 and encodes 461 amino acids. Gene Ontology annotation, biological process: carbohydrate transport; transmembrane transport. Gene Ontology annotation, molecular function: sugar transmembrane transporter activity. The record is from RefSeq and is a predicted model, not a curated record. Lineage: Eukaryota; Metazoa; Mollusca; Bivalvia; Myida; Myidae. Gene Ontology annotation, cellular component: membrane. The transcript has 3 exons.
GCACCGUGCAACAUUGAUGAAUUGAUGUGUCAAAUAUUAUUAUCAAUAUUAUUAUAUGAGUUCAAGUUGCAUAUAGCCAUAUUUGCUUUAAGGUGGCCCUGCAGUGCCGGGUGAAUGUGGUGGUUUUGUCUUCGCACAAAAUAUAGCGGGGAAUGGGCCAAACCUAAGGUCCCUUGGGUGCAGGGGCAUUUGGCGGGGAUUUUACCAUCAGUUCAUUCCCUCUGGGCGGGGAUUUUAGCCUGUGUUGCUGGAUCGAAAUUCAAAGUCCGCACUAUUCCCCGGACCUUGGGGGCCGUGGUUACAAUUGACUGGCGUCAAAAUGGAAUCAUUGGAGUCUGGAAGGCAGUUUAGCAAGAAACAUGAUGGGACACCUUGGAGGCUGUUCUUUUCUACAACAUGUGCCCUGGUGGGACCCUUGUCGUUUGGCUAUGUGAUAGGGUACAGUUCCCCUGCUAUACCACAGCUGGAGGAACAGCAGCUACUGACGGGGACAGAGAGCGGAUGGUUUGGCUCUCUCAUGACAGUUGGGGCCUUGCUUGGUGGACCUCUAGGAGGAUGGAAUCUGGAAAAGUGUGGACGAAGAGCCACCAUGAAGAUGGCUGCUGUUCCAUUCUUCCUUGGAUGGAUCGCUAUGCUGUCGGCUACGGGGCCAGAAGCACUGUUUUUGGGAAGAUUUCUAUGUGGCCUGGGCUCAGGACUUGUGACUGUUUGUGUGCCGGUGUAUGUUGCAGAAAUCUCAACAAGUGCCCUACGAGGAACUCUUGGAGCAGGUGUUCAGCUGUCAAUAACUAUUGGUAUUCUUGCGGCUUAUGCAUCUGGAUUAUCGCUGACAUGGUCUAACAUGGCCGUCGUAGGACUGGUUCUGUCAAUAGUGCAGUUGGUGGCAUCAUUCUUAGUGCCAGAAACACCAAGGUGGCUAUUGAUGAAUAGCACAAAGGUAGAAGCAGUCAGGGCAUUGCAGCAGCUAAGACACCAGCAUGCUGAUUGUGAGGAUGAGUGUCGAGACAUUGAAGAAGGCUUGGACACAAAGGAGACCUUCUCUUGGUCCGAGUUUAAAAAACCUGAGCUGUCAAAACCAUUAAUGAUUUCUGUAAUUAUUAUGAUUUUUCAACAGUUCAGUGGAAUAAAUGCAGUGAUGUUCUACACUGUAUCCAUCUUCAAAAAUGCUGGACUGGAAAAUAGUGAAAUGGCAACAGUACUAAUAGGAGCAGUUCAGGUGGUAGGAACAUUUGUUGCCUGCAUGUUAAUGGAUAAAAUGGGAAGACGCAAGCUACUGAUUACUGCAGGCUCUGUCAUGAGCAUUUCUUGUUUCCUGUUCAGCUGGUAUUACUACAAAGUGAACACUGGAUCCAGUGCAUCCAGUAUGGGGAUGCUGGCUGUCACCUCUUUGGUUUUGUACAUCAUUGGCUUCUCUUUGGGCUGGGGGCCAAUUCCCAUGCUGAUCAUGUCAGAAAUAUUUCCCUCCAGAGUCAGGGGAGCAGCGAGUGCCAUUGCAAUAUUCACAAACUGGUCUUGUGCAUUCAUCGUAACUAAAGAAUUUCUGAUGAUCCAGGACUGGCUGGGCCCAGCUAUCACGUUCUCCCUGUUUGCCUGCUCUUGCAUGUUCAGUGUGCUGUACGUCUGGAAGAAGGUGCCAGAGACCAAGGGCAAAUCACUGGAGGAUAUUGAACUGUUUUUCUUGGGCAAGAGUAUGAUGCAUGUUUAAACCUCUUAAUACAAGCAUUUUUGGCAUAUAAAUACAAUACUAAUUGUUUUUCUGUUUCUUGGGUUAGAUCGAACAUGGUACUACUGUUGUUAUUGAUCAUAUGCUUGUGCUUUUCACAUACAUGUACACAUAACUUCUUAUGCAAUAAUCUUUUGUAGUUUGCUUAAAGCUUUGAUGCUUUAUGUCAAAUUUACAACUUUUAAUUUAAUCCUAAUCCGAACAGUUUUAAAUGUCAGCCUUAAAAUUCAAAUAAAACUGAAUGACUUGUAAAUUCUGGCUGUAAAAUGGCAUCAUAUUAUUAUUACUUAAUUUACCAGCACAUCAUGUCUUCUGCAUCAUGGUUGAAAGUUAAUUUCUUACAGGCCUUUUUCUACCCAUUUUUGUGAAAAAGACCGUAGACAUUUUGGUAAAAUAAGCGUUGCGAAAUAUACCAGAAAAUAUAAUUGCUUUACAUAAAAAAUUGAGAAAAUUACAGUUAAAUCAAGCUUUUCUGUCACCUGAAAAUGAGGAAAUUAUUAAAAUAUUAGUUUCUUUUCCCUUUCAAAAGACCUCAAAUGGCUGAAAUAUCAAUCUGUUUGAGUGUAAAUAUCUAAUAAAUAAAUCAUGACAGUUAAUAUUGCAUACUGAUCUCUGAACGUGAUGAAAAACAACGAUUUCUGUAUUCAAUAUUCCCCAAAGCCUAUAUAUCAAACAAUUUAUUAGAAUGUUGAAUGAACAAUCACAGAUAAAGACUUUCAUGAAAAAAAUAUAAUAAUUUAAUUUUAUUCAUUUUUAGCUCUACUGGCCAAAGGCCAGAAGAGCUUAUGCAAUGAUAUUAAUGUGUACGUAGUAUGCGAGUCUGUGCGUCUGUAAACAAUUUCUUGUUAACACGAUACAGUCUUCAGUUUUGAUUGUAUCUCGAUGAAACUUGUAUGUUGUAUUUAGAUAUCAAUUAGAGCUUGAUUCCUUUCCAAAACCAGCCAUAUCCGCCCAUGCAUGCCUAGAUUAUGGGUCUUGAAAGUUUUUAAUUUUUAAUACUACAGAAAUUUUUACCAUAAGUACAGUUUUGAAAGCAUUUUUUUUUGUCUGAUGACCUUUACUUGGCACAUAUUAAAAUAGUUCAUGCAACUAAUCUGCUUACAAUACUUUCUGGGCUCAGAUGUUGAACGUGCAACAUUUUCAGGUAACCUAAACACAAAACGUGAACUAUAUGUCUGUUGCCUUUUACCCAUACAUACAUGCGAGCUGGAUUAAAAAUGACCACAAGAGCCAUGCCAGUAAAGCAUAGGCCCUUAUGGGCCUCUUGUUUUACUUUUGAUUUGGAUUUUUAUCUCCAGAUUGGGAAAAAUAUCAUAUAUUUUGCUAGGGUAAUGGGUCCGACCCAUGAGAAUUAUAGAAAAAGGCCUUACUUACUCAGGCCUUACAUGAUUUGGUCGACAAAAAUUCAAUGCUGGUUAAUCAGAGUCUAGUGUAUAUUUCAAUUUGAAGAAAAGGAAAGAAUAAAAUACCUGGUAAAAAGAGGUAGCAGUAUUUUUUCUGUUUCAGUCACUGGAAUUGUUAUGUGAUUAAUGAGAGUAAUGUUUUUAAAUCGUUUACAUUGAUCAGUACUUGAUUAAAUUGUUUAUGAUUCUAUGUACAUAAUACAUUUUAUUUUCUGUUUUUCAAUCUAUAUAUAUAAAUAUAUAUAUUAGAGGUUAUUUUGUUAUAAGGAAAAUUAUUGUAUAAUAUUGUAUUAAUUAUAAAUCUUGUUACUUUGUUUUUGCAUUCUGAAUUCUCUUAAAAUGUAAUCAUGAUUCGUUCUGUGGUUUAAUAAUAUUUCCAUCUGCGUAUGUUAAAUAUUUGGUGCAUUGUAAGUGACAUUGUUUUGUAAAGAGGAUAACACUCUGUGGUUUUUCAUUUGAAUGUUACUGUUAUUAACAGUUUUCUUUUCUGGGUUAUACUUAACCAUCACAAUGUUGAUUGGUGAAUUACAUGUGCGUUUUAGUGUAUUUCAUUAUCAUUAUAUUGCAUAAUAAUAAUAAUAAUAAUAAUAAUAAUAAUAAUAAUGAUCAUCUUCGAUAAUCAUUGGUGAGUAACUUGGUUCUUGUUACAAGAUUAAUUUAUUAAUGGUUAAAAGUAUACUUUAACAGAAAUGAGUGGACUUAGAUCGUCGCAGACACUCCCAACUAGUAAAUGCAUACUAAUACCCUUUAACAAACUUUAGACUUAAGUGUUUUAAAUUAUAGUUUGUUUCUGUUUGAAUCAAUAAUUCACCUGAUUCACAUAAUUCUAGGCUGUACAUCUGGUUUAAAAAUUACUGCCAUCCCAUUGGACAAAACAGUAAUAGAGGUGUUAUCAAGUACAUUAUAACAAUUUUACUUAUUUAUUCUUUGUGUUUUAAUUCUUUAACCAUAUUUUCAUUCCAUAUUUAAUUAUAACAUUGUGGUUUGCACAUUUCUUAUGUACAAUAUGGGAAUAAAAGAAUCUCAUGA